This is a messenger RNA of Exophiala viscosa, 2113 nucleotides long. RefSeq lists its product as uncharacterized. The transcript is spliced from 3 exons. The record is from RefSeq and is a predicted model, not a curated record. NCBI's taxonomy places the organism in Eukaryota, Fungi, Ascomycota, Eurotiomycetes, Chaetothyriales, Herpotrichiellaceae. The coding region runs from base 235 to 2076 and encodes 613 amino acids.
GGAUCGUCAUGUAGCGUAGCCCUUGCGGCUAGCCUCAGGCCUCCUGUUACUACGGUACAUGGCGCGACCUGCAGGGAAGCGUGUGUGCCGCCCUCAAUUUGGGGGCGACUAUAAAUAGAGGGUUAUACAUGUACAACGUACGGACUCACUCUGGUACUUCUUCCAAACCUGUCGGCGACCCGCCUUCAGCAUUCAUGGUUGCCAACAAUCCGCAAGGCAAAUCCCUCCGACAGCAUGGCUCAAUCUUACCAACUCCGGUCUUUCGAAUUCGAGGAUGAUGCAAGUAGGAACACCGAUGUAUCUGAUUUCUCCUACGUCAAACCUGGCUUGUCGACACCUCCUCUAGGAACAACAGCCCGAAAACCGCACAUGUUCAGCAACAUCCGUGGCUACAAACCUGUCGACAACACCACGGACGAACUGCCAAAGCGACAGACACGACCACGGCCUAGGCGAACUACCUUUCUGCGAUGGUGGAUGCCCGAAAUAAUAGCGUCGUUCCUCUCGAUCGCCUCAUUGCUGUCUAUCGUCAUUGUCCUGAUAAUUUAUGAAGGAAGAGGCAUUGACGACUUGAAUCUGCCCAAUUGGCUCACGCUGAACGGUCUUGUCGCCACGCUCUCAACUUUCAACAGGGUGUGUCUGAUGGUCCCUGUCAGCUCGGCUCUCAGUCAAGAAGCAUGGCUGUGGUUUUCCAGAGCCAGUCAAGAUCCCACAGUUCCCAGCCGUUUGCGGGAUCUGGAAAGGUCGGAUCAUGCGUCUCGAGGCGUCUGGGGAAGUAUUGUCCUGUUGGGAAUUCCUUCAAAACGCUAUCUCGCCCAUUUCGGUGCCAUCAUCACCAUCCUGUCUCUUGCGGUCGGCACUUUCAACCAGCAAUUGAUUUCCUACAGCCAAUAUCCCACCGAGACCACCAGUCUACAGCCCGGCAAUAUUCCGCGAGCUGAGGUCUGGCAGGAUUUUGAGGGGAACCCCGCCGAGGGUUCCUGUUUCCCUUCCCUGGACUUUAAGGCCGCUGUCUAUAACGGCAUGAUGACCGAGAACAUUGCGCCUAUCACCGCAAAUUGCCCAACAGGUAAUUGUACAUGGCCAGCCACGCCAUCGAUCGCCGUCUGCGGUGAAUGCUCGGAGUCCUCCUACAAGAAAUCGUGCAACGAGACCAACUGUAUGUACACGGCACCCUCGGGUUCCGUAGCAACCUUCUUCAACACAAGUGGUAAUGACGAAGGGACGGGGUUUCAAGUCAUACCAAGCAAAGGUGCCAAAUACAACAGCAGCAUCUAUGACAAACUUUACGUUGCCAACUUCGAUGUCAUGGGAGCGCCGUACGACAGUUACAGUGGAGAGUUUGAGCAAGACAACAUUACUUCGCAAGAAUGCGCCCUCUGGAUGUGCAUUCAACAACUUCAAGUUGACACCACAGACGGCCACCAAACCGAGACCAUUCUCCAGACUUUUGACUCCAUGAAUAGCACCCCAGUGGGUGGUAGUGGCGCAGAUAAUUACACAUUUCCUACCCUACCGGCCAACAUGUCCGCCAGUCCAGACACAGAGGUGUACAACAUCAGCCUACUUGCAACAGAUGCGCUGGAAAGUUUCCUUGGUCCAUUGUUCGAAGGAUCGGUCUUUUUGAACCUUGAAUCAAAUACACCAUCGAGCGAUGCCGUCCAGGCAGUGUGGAAUGGCACGAACGAUUUGAAUGGCUGGAUGCAGAAUCUCGCGCUCAGCAUGAAUAACGUCAUGCGUAGCAAGACGCCCAUGACUCGGGAUGCGUACAAUGGCAGCACUACCGAACUGGGCGUCCGAAUUCGAUGGCCUUGGAUUGCCCUCCCCAUAGGCAUGGUCGCGGGUUCGCUGAUGUUGUUGCUCGCUGUCAUUGUGGAGACGGCAAGAAGCCCUGUCGAGGCCUGGAAGGGUAGUCCCCUGGCGUACUUGGUGUUUGGUGUCGAUCAGGAGACUAGAGGUAACCUGGAGAACAGCGCUGGUGCUGAUGGAUACAGAGACCUUGGAAGUACCGUGGGAAUGACCCGAGCUGUGCUUCAUCCUCAGCCUGGAGGAAAGUGGACUUUUAAGGCUGCUUGACAGAAUAUAUCGACAAAAUCUGAUGUCGUGUCUUCAA